Messenger RNA from Hippocampus comes (tiger tail seahorse), 301 nucleotides. RefSeq names its product heat shock protein 83-like. NCBI's taxonomy places the organism in Eukaryota, Metazoa, Chordata, Actinopteri, Syngnathiformes, Syngnathidae. The record is from RefSeq and is a predicted model, not a curated record. The annotation marks the transcript as partial. Gene Ontology annotation, biological process: protein folding. The transcript has 2 exons. Gene Ontology annotation, molecular function: ATP-dependent protein folding chaperone; ATP hydrolysis activity; ATP binding.
AUUUUAAUGUUCAUACAUCUCUUUGUGCUUAAAGAUGCCUGAGGAUCAUCCAAUGGAGGAGACGGAGACCUUUGCCUUCCAGGCUGAGAUUGCUCAGCUGAUGUCCCUGAUCAUCAACACCUUCUAUUCCAACAAGGAGAUCUUCCUCAGGGAGCUCAUCUCCAACUCCUCGGAUGCUUUGGACAAAAUCCGCUAUGAGAGCCUUACCGACCCCUCCCAGUUGGAUACCGGCAAGGAGCUGAAAAUUGAAAUCAUCCCCAACAAAGAAGAGCGCACCCUCACCCUGGUCGAUACGGGUAUC